Staurois parvus is the source of this 397-nucleotide messenger RNA. The record is from the annotation of a GenBank genome assembly. NCBI's taxonomy places the organism in Eukaryota, Metazoa, Chordata, Amphibia, Anura, Ranidae.
UUUACAUUUACACUAGAUUGCCAAAAGUAUUGGGACCCCCCUCCAAAUCAUUGGAUUGAGGUGUUCCAAUCACCUCCAUGGCCACAGGUGUGUAAAAUCAAGCACCUAGGCAUGCAGACUGCUUUUACAAAUAUUGGUGAAAGAAUGGGUCGCUCUCAGGAGCUCAGUGAAUUCAAGUGUGGUCCCGUGAUAGGUUGCCACCUGUGCAAUAAGUCCAUCCGUAAAAUUUCCUUGCUACUAAAUAUUCCACGGCCAACUGUUAGUGGGAUUAUAACAAAGUGGAAGCAACUGGGAAUAACAGAAUCUCAGCCAUGAAGUGGUAGGCCACGUAACAUGACAGAGUGGGGUCAGCGCAUGAUGAAGCGCACAGUGCGCAGAAGUCAUAAAACUGUCUGCA